UCAGCCUCAGGUGUUUUGGCUAACUGCAGGAGUGAGCCUCUGGUUGCUGAGAGCACCCACUGGCCAGUCCUGGUACUGCACCCCACAAAGCAGGUGAGUCCCACCACUAUUGGCGAGUCUAUUCCUGACAGUACCCCCCCCUCAAGGAGCGGCCUCAGGACGCUCCAAACCAUCCUAAAUGGGCAAAAUGUUCCACCGCCUGGAUCCGGUAAUUGGCGGGAUAUCAAGGACUGGCACAUCAGGCUGGGCACCGGACAGAGGCACAUCAGGCUGGGCACCGGACAGAGGCACAUCAUGCUGGGCACCGGACAGAGGCACAUCAUGCUGGGCACCGGACAGAGGCACAUCAGGCUGGGCACUGGGCCACCAGGUGGAGCAGCGGGAACCGGUCAACAAGGGGAGAAGCGGGCAACGGGCCACCAGGCGGAGCAGCGGGCACCGGCCACCAAGCGGAGCAGCGGCCACCAGGCCAUCUGGCAAGACAGCGGGCUCUGAGUC
Staurois parvus is the source of this 498-nucleotide messenger RNA. Lineage: Eukaryota; Metazoa; Chordata; Amphibia; Anura; Ranidae. The record is from the annotation of a GenBank genome assembly.